CCUGUUUACAGUCGCACGGACCCAAUCAUUUCCCGUUUCUGAACUCAAGCAUAAACAACGCUGUGUGGCCUAUAUAGUAGAUUAGGUAGUUAGUUUAUUCGUCACCUACCUAUCGAAUUUAGGCUGUUCGCAUUAGCGGACAUAAAACACGUUAGCUAUGCCUCUGUCUGAUCAAGAACAGAGAGGCCCCAGAAGACGACGACGGAGCCGAUCUGGCAGCGGCAGUCGAUCUCGCGACUCCAGUCCAGUCUUUGGGCCCAUGCCCAAGGGCCCCAGAUAUGAAGAAGAGCUUAAACCUCCUCGAAUGUCCGAGAGGGAAAGAGAAAUGAGAGAGAGAAAUGCCAAACGGUUUCGUACGGAAAACCCCCGCAGUCGUUCUAAGUCUCGAGAGAGGUACAGUAACCACAGCUGGUCCGAUCAGCGCGGUGGCGGCGCUGGCAGAUACGGAGGUGGUGGCGGCAGGAAUGAUUACUACGAACGGGAUGAUGCUCAACGCCAGAGACAAGACGCCUUCAUCUCCAGGUAAAUGGAGUUCGCGCGCGCAAGUUAAUUAGUUACCACCUUGUCUCAGCUGUUUAGACCUAUUUAUGCACAGCUAACUACAGUCGUGGUCAAAAGUUUUGAGAAUGACAAGUAUUGGUCUUCAAAGUUUGCUGCUUCAGUGUUUUUAGAUAUGUCAGAUGUUACUAUGGUAUACUGAAGUAUAAUUACAAGCAUUCCAAGUGUCAAAGGCUUUUAUUGACAAUUACAUUAAGUUUAUGCAAAGAGUCAAUAUUUGCAGUGUUCUUUUUCAAGACCUCUGCAAUCCGCCCUGGCAUACUGUCAAUUAACUUCUGGGCCACAUCCUGACUGAUGGCAGCCCAUUCUUGCAUAAUCAAUGCUUGGAGUUUGUCAAUUUGUGGGUUUUUGUUUGUCCACCCGCCUCUUGAGGAUCGACCACAAGUUCUCAAUGGGAUUAAGGUCUGGGGAGUUUCCUGGCCAUGGACCCAAAAUGUCGAUGUUUUGUUCCCCGAGCCACUUAGUUAUCACUUUUGCCUUAUGGCAAGGUGCUCCAUCAUGCUGGAAAAGGCAUUGUUCGUCACCAAACUGUUCUUGGAUGGUUGGGAGAAGUUGCUCUCGGAGGAUGUGUUGGUACCAUUCUUUAUUCAUGGCUGUGUUGUUAGGCAAAAUUGUGAGUGAGCCCACUCCCUUGGCUGAGAAGCAACCCCACACAUGAAUGGUCUCAGGAUGCUUUACUGUUGGCAUGACACAGGACUGAUGGUAGCGCUCACCUUGUCUUCUCCGGACAAGCUUUUUUCCGGAUGCCCCAAACAAUCGGAAAGGGGAUUCAGAGAAAAUUACUUUACCCCAGUCCUCAGCAGUACAAUCCCUGUACCUUUUGCAGAAUAUCAGUCUGUCCCUGAUGUUUUUCCUGGAGAAAAGUGGCUUCCUCGCUGCCCUUCUUAACACCAGGCCAUCCUCCAAAAGUCUUCGCCUCACUGUGCGUGCAGAUGCACUCACACCUGCCUGCUGCCAUUCCUGAGCAAGCUCUGCACUGGUGGUGCCCCGAUCCUGCAGCUGAAUCAACUUUAGGAGACGGUCCUGGCACUUGCUGGACUUUCUUGGGCGCCCUGAAGCCUUCUUCACAACAAUUGAACCUCUCUCCAUGAAGUUCUUGAUGAUCUGAAAAAUGGUUGAUUUAGGUGCAAUCUUACUAGCAGCAAUAUCCUUGCCUGUGAUGCCCUUUUUGUGCAACGCAAUGAUGACGGCAUGUGUUUCCUUGCAGGUAACCAUGGUUAACAGAGGAAGAACAAUGAUUUCAAGCACCACCCUCCUUUUAAAGCUUCCAGUCUGUUAUUCUAACUCAAUCAGCAUGACAGAGUGAUCUCCAGCCGUGUCCUCGUCAACACUCUCACCUGUGUUAACGAGAGAAUCACUGACAUGUCAGCUGGUCCUUUUGUGGCAGGGCUGAAAUGCAGUGGAAAUGUUUUUUGGGGGAUUAAGUUUUCAUGGCAAAGAGGGACUUUGCAGUUAAUUGCAAUUCAUCUGAUCACUCUUCAUAACAUUCUGGAGUAUAAGCAAAUUGCCAUCAUAAAAACUGAGGCAGCAGACUUUGUGAAAAUUAAUAUUUGUGUCAUUCUCAAAACAUUUGACCACGACUGUAGUAUCAGUGCAAAUGCAACACUUGACCCACACUAGAUAGCUAACGACAAAUUGUUUCAAGGAUUUGUGAAGUCCUGUUUAAAUUGAGCCAAAGCAGAGAUGACCUCCUGGGCUGCAGAUUGUUGGCUUUUGUUCCAGCCCAAGAUGCCUAUACACCUGACUCAACCAAUCACAGCCUUGAUCAUUUGAUUCAGGUGUGUUAACUCUGGACUAAGUGGAUUUCAGGCUAUUGGAAAUUGCACAUCCUGUGCCUCUAGCCUAGGACAAAGAUUGUCUAUUAUAUUGACAAAAUAUUCGAUUAGUUUAUUAGUCACAUGCACAGGGUCGCAGAUGUAAUUGCAGGGUACAGUGAAAUUCUUAAGUUAUUCGAGCGACCACUAACAAUGGAAAUACAUGUCCUCAAAGAUGGAAGGGAGGCGAGAUCUUCUUCUAUGGUAAAUUGGCGAUCGCACAAUUUAAUGUGCAUCCGCCACCUACUGUGCGGGAUGGAAACAGGAUUCCCCAAAAUUGAACAAAAUACCAACAAAAAAAACGACCAAAAAAAUAAUAAAAACUAAACUAAAUCAAACAACCUUUCUGUUAAAAAUCAAAUAGAUCUGACACCUACACAGGCUCAAGGGGAGCCUGGGAGGGUGGGUCUUCCGGCGCCAGUACCCCUUGCAAGUCUUCAGAUGUAAAAUCCUUAAAUCCCCAAAACUUUUCUGCCACAAUAAUGUCCAGUUUCUUAGACUUCUUUGAGACUUGUGCUGUACAGUUUAACUGUCAAUGAACGCCACAAAAUCCACCGUUUUAACACACAGGGUAUCUUUUGACUGGCAGCAAACAUUUAUUAGAAGCUGUGGUGCAUCCACUACCAUAUCUUCACUAGCAUCACUUGUUUUCUCAAUUAUUUUAAUCGCCUCUGCAUAGGAGAUUCGAUUGACCGCUCAAAGUUUUGCCAACUCAAUCUCCUUCACCCUUACAGGGCACUCCAGGAACUCGGGGAUCAUGAUCCCAAUCACAAUUGCAACACCGUCGUCAUUCUACACACCGUUCUUCAAUAUACUCUGUCUGUCUGCACACACUUCAAACAUGGCCAAAUCCUUUACAAUUCUUACACUGCAAUGGUUUGGGGACGAAAGCUCUUACAGCGUAUCUUACAUAACCAAGCUUCACAUGCGUAGGUAUUUGCUCUUUAUCAAAAAACAACAGGACCGACAGACUUUCUUCUUUUUCUCCAUUCACCCAGCAGGUCAGACGCCGGGCACCAACCACACCAGGAAUUUUCUUCAGGUAUUCAACCUGAACAUCCGUCGUCACCCCUAAGAUGACUCCUUUGACGGGUGCUCUACUCCGAAGUUCAAAACACAACUUCUGUUGUUCUGAUUCUUUUGAGGCUCACUGCAAUCUUCCUCUGUUCUUCAGAAAUACAAUUAAUCAAAAUAAGACCAUUCCUGGUCACUCUGAUAGACUCCACUUCUCCCAGCGCAUACUUCACAAUUUUCGACACCUCAAACGGGUUUCCCACAUAUGCAUCCUUACUCAACAAACACAUCCCAACAACAAGCGAUUCAUUAUCAUUCAUACACAAAUCUUCCACUCCAAUUCUAAACAAUUUCCUUUUUGUUCCAGUUUUCGCUACUACUGUUGUCCAUUCAGAACAUUCGUCUUCACCAACUUUGCUUGACGCGCUGCUUGAUCCGACCUCAACAUCCACUUCUGCCAUCUUUGUCCUGAACGGGAACCGUAGUCCCAGGAGGCGAGAUGAGGUGGGACCAUUCUCGCCAAUGAGAGGGCAGAUAGUGUGAACAACAGGCCAUAGAGAUCGAUAGAGGAAUGAUCUUUGCAGUACAUUUUCUGCUUCUUCAUUAGCUGAUUGCACCGAACUCAUAGGAAUCCUCACCCAGUUGACUACUUUAAAUGGUGGAAGCCCUCAAUGGUAAUGUCCAUGCUAAAACAGGUUAUAUCCAUGAUGAAUCCUAUCCAUCUCUAUGACAACAGGCACAACUCCAAUAUAAAGUAGUUUUUGGGUAAGUUGCGAAGUGCCACGUGAGUCCACUUGUAUCAGUAUAUUUGUAACAACCUAACCAUUACGAAACUUCUAUUAGAUCAAAUAAGCCUCACAUAGCAAGUUAGCAAUUACAUUUUUUGACCACCAUACAAAAAAUCCUCACUUCGUGGGCUUGUUUUUGUGGACAGAUUUUGGGUGGAGAAAAACCUCUUGCUUCGCCUCUUCCUCUGCCUAGGGCUACGAUUGGUCAUCACUCAAUUGGUCACAAGGUUUAAUGUAUUUCUUGUAUAUUUCUAAUGAUAUGAAUUUCAUUCCAGGCGGCUACAAGAGAGGGAGAGAAUUGGUGAACUUGGAUCACCUGAGGUCUGGGGCUAUUCACCAAGAGUAAUGGCACCAGAGUAAGUAAUUAUCAUGCAUCUGAUCUGACUAAUCAAGUACAAGAGUUCCAAGAGUUGGGCUAUACACACCAACUAUCAAAUUAUCCACGUUUAGAUCAUUUUGUGUCCUUUUUCAAUAAGCUCUGAUGAACAUACCCCAGUUGAAGAGGAUGUGAAAAACAGCAGCUCAGAUUCAAGCUCAUCAGGUGAGUAUGCUGAAUUAGCCUUUUAUAAUGAAAGUCUGUGUUCUCAGUUAGCCUACAUCUGACUGAAUGACAUGCAUUGACUAGUCAAGAACAAAGUGUAAACUGGGCAUACUAUAUUACGUAGUAAGUCAAAUGUAUGUUCUGAUUACACCCUUGAAUUGGCGAGAGAUCAAGACAAGUGCACUAUAAUUCAUAGAUGAUAAGAAGAAGAAAAAGAAGAGGAGGAAAUCCAAAAAGAAGAAGAACAAGAAACACUCCAAUGACAGCGAGUCAGAAUCGGACUCUGGUGGUGAGAAAUGUUUCACCUUAAAAAAAUGUUCAAUUCAAUUACAAAGGCUGCUUGUCCGGCUAAGUUUAUUUCACCCUCUAAUUUAGUUUUCUUUCAGGUGAGGAAGUUAAAAAGAAGAAAAAGAAGAAGAGCAAAAAGUAAGUUCACUCACGUCUACUUCCUACCUCUAGUCAACCGUCCAUAACGAAUACAUGACAUACCUAUACACUACAGCGUUUUCCUCAACCGUGUUUUGGCUUCUCCUCAUAGGUCAAAGAAGUCCAAGAAGAGGAAGGCGAAGAAGAACCGCAAGCAGUCAGCGAGCGACUCCAGCAGUGACGGGUCGGAGGAGGAGGAUGCCAACGGGGAUCUGUGGGUGGAGAGGACCUGCAUCGACGAACACAUGGUGGGCCCUGAGGCCCCACUCACCCACCUGUCCCAGGACGACAAGCCUCUCGAGUGAGUAUCUCUUUACAUAGAAGGAUCUUUCUUACAUUCAAGAAUAUGACCCAAGUUUGAGUCUGUCGCUUGGUACAACUUGCUUCCACAUUUUGUCAGGAUAUUACCACACUAUAUUCGGCUUUUAAAAUGCAGGUCUAUUCUUUUAUUUUUUAUUAUCAAUAAUAACAAUAAUAAUAUCAAUGAAUAGCCAAAUGAUUUACAUACCGUUUCCCCCUAGUUUUGGUCAUGCACUGCUGCCAGGUGAGGGUGCUGCUAUGGCAGAGUAUGUGAAAGCAGGCAAGCGUAUCCCAAGAAGAGGUGAAAUCGGGUUGACCAGCGACGAAAUCGCAACCUUUGAGAUGUCUGGCUUCGUGAUGAGCGGUAGCAGGUACAUUAGUACUCUUCUGUUUACAUUUUGACGUUUCAAAUAUUUCAUAUUUUACACAUUUGGUUGACUGCUUUGUAACGCUCAUUGCAAUUUUGUAACCCCCAGACAUCGUCGUAUGGAGGCUGUGCGUCUGAGAAAGGAAAACCAGAUCUACAGUGCUGAUGAAAAGAGAGCCCUGGCAUCUUUCAACCAGGAGGAAAGGAGAAAGAGGGAGAGCAAAAUCCUCUCCAGCUUCAGAGAAAUGGUGUACAGGAAAACUAAAGGCAAAGAGGAGAAAUGAACCAUUUUGUUUCUCUCCUUUCAGAACUUUAAGCUUCGGAGACCUUUUUUUACCAACAUUAUCUUUCGUUGUGUUUAGUUUCCAAUCGUUUCAUGAUUUGAUAAUGUACUUUCUUUCCUCUUUGUAUUGGGAAUUAAGCCUAUAUUUUAAGCAUCUCUGACACAGUGGACUAUUUUGUUUAUGUAGAAAGUAGUCAGAAAGUGAAUAUUGGAAAGUGCUUGUUUUUCUGGGGUCACAAAGCAAACACAAGAAUGGACCAGGCAGCUAUACUUAGUGUAUAGAGGCAUUUUGUAUUAUGCUAUUACUAUAUUGUGCAUCCCAACAAAUCAAAUCCAAUCCAUCCCUGAAUCUAUUGAUGUAACUUUUAAUGUUGGAAAUGUGCAUGUAAAAUCACAGGUUACAUGUUCAGAAUUAAUAAAUCAUUUUAAAAUA
Coregonus sp. 'balchen' is the source of this 6524-nucleotide messenger RNA. The record is from the annotation of a GenBank genome assembly. Lineage: Eukaryota; Metazoa; Chordata; Actinopteri; Salmoniformes; Salmonidae.